This is a messenger RNA of Lactuca saligna, 2208 nucleotides long. Lineage: Eukaryota; Viridiplantae; Streptophyta; Magnoliopsida; Asterales; Asteraceae. The record is from the annotation of a GenBank genome assembly.
AUCACCUUGCAUACUCGGUCUUCAGUCAAUCCCCCGUCUCUGCAACUCUCUGCAAACUACCCUCCAGAAUUCAAAUUCACCUCCGAUUUCAAAUGCAUUGAUUGAUGAUAUGGCAGAAAUGAAUCAUUUCAACACUAGCAAUAGUAAGAUGCCCUUGGACAUUAACUGGGGAUUGCUCUUAGAUGACUCUGUCGACGAUCGUCCACCGGACAUCGUCAUCACCCCCGCCGAGAAAUCGAAGGGCCGCGGUGGAGACCUGCAACAACCUGAAAUGGAAGAGGAAGACCCGGAGUACCGAAUGAAAACGGAUGGCGAACUUGAAGGCUUGAGAGUGAGGACAAAGAGUAACAUUUUGAUGCUAGGUCCUAAGUUGUCGGAUAAGGGAGAGAAACUCAAGGCAACGCUACGGAGAUGCGAAGCGGAAGUCGAACGACGAAAGAGAAACCGUUUGUGCAAGGGUAGUACUACCAGAUAUAAGGAGACUUUACAACUUUCUAAUGAAAGUGAUGAUGGUGUAUCAUGUGGGAAAAAGAAAAGUGAUCAGAAAUCUUCAGCUUCACCAAACUUUACAAAACUAUUUUCUCAAAAGCUAGAUGAAGAUAAGACAUCAAGAACUGUCAAUGCAUUUCAAGGUGAAUUGUCUUUCUUUAAACCCUUUCAAGGAAAAAAGAUGAAGCAAAGUUGUCAGCAUUUAUCUUCAAGAUCAAAACAAUUUAGAUGCUCAACUAGUUUCAAAAAAGAUAGUGAGAAACAGAGAAGCUCAAAUGCUGAUAAAAAAGUUAGUCAUUCUGCUACCUCUUCUUCUUCCAGAAAUAUGUCAAGCUCUUCCCUCAAGGCAAAUGCUCCUAUUAACCAACCUUCAAGAAAAUUGAAGCAUACACAUGUAUCAUCAGUUUAUCAUCUGGUAGAUGAGGAGGAGCCUCUUGAAGAAAAUAUGGAUGAUUGGGCACAUGCUCCUCAAAACCUGCCUCCAAAAAAAUUGAAGCCUAAACAUGUAUCGGCUUAUUGUCUGGUUGAUGAGGAGCCUCUUUCAGAAAAUGAUGAUGACUGGUCGCAUGCUCCUCACACUCACAGCCCACCUUCAAGAAAAUCAAGACCUAAAGAUCGUUCAGCUUAUGAGGAGCCUGUUGCAGAAAUAUUAGAUGACUGUAUGCAAGAUGUUAUAGUCUACUACCCUUCAAGGGAUGACCAUGAUUCAGUUGAAGUUAAUUAUAGAGAUAUGACAUGUCUUGCUCCUCAAGCAUACCUUUCAUCAACUAUUAUGAACUUUUAUAUAAGAUAUCUUCAGGAGAUGACAUCAUCAGAAAACAUGAUGGACAAUUUUCAUUUCUUUAAUACGUAUUUCUAUAACAAACUCCAAAAGCUGAGUUAUAAGGAAGAUUCAUUUCUUAAGUUCAGAAAAUGGUGGAAAGGUGUCAACAUAUUUAAUAAACCUUAUAUACUUCUUCCAAUACAUGACAAGGUUCAUUGGAGUUUGUGUAUUAUAUGUUUUCCAACCAAGAAAAAUGAAUUAGGCCCAAUUGUGCUUCAUUUGGAUUCACUUGGACUUCAUGAUAGCAGAUCAAUUUUCAAAAACAUUAAAAGGUUUGUGAAAGAAGAGUGGAGGUAUCUAAAAAAUUCAGAAGAGAAUUUAAAUCUAAAAAUCACAGAUGAAAUUUGGGAAAAUCUUGAUAGUAGAAUGGAUGAUAGAAGAAUUUCGGUUCCACAGCAGAGAAACGAGUAUGAUUGUGGGCUGUUUGUUCUUUAUUACAUGGAACGUUUCAUUAAAGAAGCUCCCGAGAGAUUUAAGGAGAAAGAUUUAUCCAUGUUUGGGAAACAAUGGUUCAUGCCUCAAGAAGCUUCCAAUUUAAGAAGAAGAAUAAGUAAUCUACUUGUACAACAAUUCAAAAUUGCAAAACAAAAGGAAACCAUCUCGUCUUCUGUAUAGAUUUUUGAAGGCCUUAAAAAAGGUGAAUUUUUGGUGUUUUAUAUGUUACAAUACUAUAAAUAGUAAUGGGAAUUGGGAAGUGAAGUGAUGGUAGGAUCAUCGGUUUUUGGAGGUUAUUAUAUUUUUGAUUAAUUAAUACAUAGUUUUAAAAGGGUUGUUGAAGGUUAAUUGUAAGUAAGAUGAAGGUAUUUAAGUUAAAGCUUUAUUUAGAGGGCUAUUUGGCGUUUAUGUAUAUGUUUAUGUGAUAAUUUUUUGAUCGAUAAGUUGUCUGGUUACCAAAU